CAAGCGGGAUCGAGUUCACGCCGAGUGAAGUGCGCCAGUUUGUGUCAGACCACGGAGCACGGAAGAUGCUCCCGGUAGUUCACGAAACGGGUGGACCGCCCUUAUCGCGCCGGCGGCGUCGCGCGACCAUUUUUCACGGUGUCGUGUCAAAUACGCUUGAAAACAGCAGGAACGUUGGAAGCUCACGUAUCACCAGGCCGUUAUCUACGUUCACCGUCAUGACCACGGCGUUCAGCAUACUGAUGGUCCUGCUGCCCGCUGCCUACCCGGACAAGAUCUCCAUCGGUGCAAUCUUCGAGCAGGGCACCGACGAAGUGCAGUCAGCCUUCAAAUUUGCGAUGGUCAACCACAACCAGAAUACCACAACUCGCAAGUUUGAGUUGCUGGCUUUCGUAGAUGUAAUUAAUACUGCGGAUGCCUAUAAGCUAUCCCGCCUCAUCUGCAGUCAAUUCAGCAGAGGGGUGUUCUCCAUGUUGGGUGCAGUGAGUCCAGAUUCGUUCGACACCCUUCAUUCUUACAGCAACACGUUCCAGAUGCCUUUCGUCACGCCCUGGUUUCCCGAGAAGGUUCUGACACCGUCCUCCGGUCUCCUGGAUUUCGCCAUAAGUAUGCGCCCGGAUUAUCAUCGUGCCAUCAUCGACACGGUACGAUACUAUGGCUGGAAGAAGAUCAUCUACCUAUACGACUCCCACGAUGGAUUGCUCAGGCUGCAACAGAUUUACCAGGGUCUGAAACCAGGCAACGAGUCCUUUCAAGUGGAGACUGUUAAACGAAUACAGAACAUGUCCGAAGCGAUUGAUUUUCUCCGGAGCUUGGAAGAGCUCAAUCGGUGGAGCAACAAAUACGUAGUGUUGGACUGUCCUACGGACAUGGCGAAGGACAUCGUGGUGAGCCACGUGAGGGAUGUUGCCCUAGGGAAGAGAACGUAUCAUUAUUUAUUAAGUGGACUGAUAAUGGACGACAGAUGGGAAAGCGAGGUGAUCGAAUACGGAGCCAUAAAUAUCACUGGUUUUCGCAUCGUGGACGCUACACGACCCUACGUCAAAGAUUUCUUAGCCAGUUGGCAUCGACUUGACCCAGCAAAUUCUCAAGGAGCUGGUCGCGAAUCCAUUUCCGCACAAGCAGCGUUGAUGUAUGACGCUGUGUUUGUUCUGGUCGAGGCGUUCAACAAGUUUCUGAGAAAAAAGCCGGACAGAAGUAACGUGAGGAGAACUGGGAUACCGGGCAGUAAUCAGAUUACAAACGGUACCAGGGCUUUGGAUUGCAACAGUAGCCGUGGAUGGGUGACACCGUUCGAGUAUGGCGACAAAAUUUCCAGGUUACUGAGAAAGGUGGAAAUCGAGGGACUGACCGGUGAGAUACGCUUCAACGAUGAUGGUCGACGGCACAAUUACACCCUCCACGUCGUCGAGAUGACGGUCAACAGUGCCAUGGUCAAAGUGGCAGAAUGGACGGACGAGGCUGGGUUUCAAGCGAUCGCCGCGAAAUAUAUUCGACUUCGACCGCAUGCGGAAAUUGAGAAGAACAAGACUUAUAUUGUCACCACCAUCGUGGAAGAGCCAUACAUCAUGAAGAAAAAGUCGGAAAACGGAGAAGUACUCACUGGAAAUGAUAGCUACGAGGGUUAUUGCAAAGAUUUAGCUGAUCUUAUAGCUAAGAAAUUGGGAAUAACGUACGAGCUACGGAUCGUGAAAGAUGGUAAAUACGGCAUGGAAAACCCGGAUGUUCCCGGCGGUUGGGACGGGAUGGUCGGCGAGCUGAUACGCAAAGAAGCGGAUAUUGCAAUUGCCCCAAUGACAAUCACGUCUGAACGCGAACGAGUGAUAGACUUUAGCAAACCGUUCAUGUCUCUGGGUAUCAGUAUCAUGAUAAAGAAACCUAUUAAACAAAAGCCUGGUGUGUUCAGCUUCCUAAACCCUUUGAGCAAAGAAAUUUGGGUGUGUGUCAUCUUUUCCUACAUCGGCGUGUCCAUCGUUCUAUUUACCGUGUCCAGAUUCUCGCCUUACGAGUGGAGGGUGUUAACACUGAGCAGUGGAGGGGAUCCUACAAUGGGUACAAGGAACGACCCCACGUUACAACACCCCCAUGGAUCCCAGGGAUCACCCCAUAUGCCAACUUCGAGCAUGGCGAACGAUUUCAGCAUCAUAAACAGCCUAUGGUUCGCAUUAGCUGCGUUCAUGCAGCAAGGUUGCGACAUAUCUCCCAGAUCAAUAUCUGGACGAAUCGUGGGCAGUGUUUGGUGGUUCUUCACCUUGAUCCUAAUCUCAUCUUACACAGCCAAUUUGGCCGCGUUUCUAACAGUCGAAAGAAUGGUCGCACCGAUUAAUUCACCGGAAGAUCUAGCCUCCCAAACGGAAGUACAAUAUGGGACACUCUCGCACGGAUCUACUUGGGAUUUCUUUCGCAAAUCGCAGAUCAAUCUGUACAGCAAAAUGUGGGAAUUCAUGAACUCACGAAAACAUGUAUUUGUUAAAACGUACGACGAAGGUAUACGAAGGGUCAGAACGAGCAAAGGCAAAUAUGCCCUUUUGAUAGAGAGUCCAAAGAAUGAGUACAUUAACGAAAGAGAACCUUGUGAUACGAUGAAAGUUGGAAGGAACCUUGAUGCUAAGGGUUUUGGCGUCGCGACGCCACUUGGAUCUCCGCUCAGAGACCCUAUAAAUUUAGCAGUGUUAUCGUUGAAAGAAAACGGGGAAUUAACGAAACUGGUGAACCGAUGGUGGUACGACAGAACAGAAUGCAGACACGGUGAUAAACAGGACGCGUCCAGAAACGAAUUAUCCCUGAGCAACGUGGCAGGGAUAUUUUAUAUUCUUAUCGGUGGUCUGCUUUUAGCGUUAGCAGUCGCUCUAUUGGAGUUCUGUUAUAAAUCGCAUACUGAAGCUACCAGAGCGAAGAUUCCAUUGUCGGACGCGAUGAAAGCGAAAGCCCGAUUGACGAUCGGUGGUGGUCGAGAUUUCGACAAUGGCCGGUGGUACGGACUGCAGAGUUAGACGGAGGAUGCAUGCGCCUUUCCCGGGACCAUAAUACUACGCUCCGGCAAACGCGAUUGGCAAUACCGAGGGCGACCAGGUACACAGCAAUACGCAUACCCAGGUGUAAGUUACCUGGAGAGCCCGAGUGAGUCGCCCGCCAUCUCCUUGCCCACACCGCCACCGCCGCCAGUGAUAGCGGUUCUGCCUCCGCCACCGCCACCACCGCCCAGAAGACCGGCUCGACGAAGCGUCACCUUCGCGGAAUCGCCGCCCAAGAGCCCGAAGAAGUCCAGGUUCUCGCCGUUCCAGCGUCGACCUAGCAUCACCUUGCUAGACAUCGCGGUCCCCUGGACGCCGGCCUCCCCUCGUGUCUGGAGCGGUCGUAUCGGCGAUUACAAACCAGAGUACAUCAUCUAAUGUCGACAUGAGAUUCGAAAAAAAAAAGCGACGAUGAUUGACGAUAACCUUGACCCACAACCCUCUUUCGCAACGCGUUUACCGAUAGUCGAAUUCUCGCGUCGCUUGCUCCCUCGAUGAUUUAUAAAGUCGGUUCCUUGGUGUAAUCAGAGAUCGGUAUAACGAGGAAUAAUUCUAACUUCGUUUUAUACAAAGACUCUGACGAUGAAUACGAUCGUUCGAACGAUACACCAUAGGGAUUCGUUGUUUUUCUACUUCAAGUUCCUCCACGCUCGACGCGUACUGCCAUAUCGUGGAAGAUCGAGCAACGAUCAAUCGCAGGAAUCCUUUCGGAACGAUCGAUUCAUCGGCAAGGAGCCCGACCAGGAAGAAUAAACCGUUUGAUAAACGCUGAGAAGGUCGAGGUUAUACGGCUGAGGAACCAUGAUAGAGUCCUAGCUGUUGGCCAUGUUUGUACAUUGUAUAUAUAUAUAUGUUGUAAUCGAACAGCGAGACGGUUCGAGGAGAGCAGGGUCGCGGGAUUCGAUAGUAGAAUUCGAUGGUCCUGGGGUGGGUGCAUGUGCAAAUCGUGAAACUCGAACUGAAUAUACUCAACUGCCAUAUUCCUUGUGGGGGAACGAGAGACCCUGACACACGCGAAACACUGAACACCUUUAACGUACACUCGCGCACAUUAUGUAUAUGUAAGUAUCGUAAAGAAUACGCGUCGACCGUGAUGAAACUGCCAGGUGAAUAAUAAAUGACUAGAAGAUCCCUGAAUCGUGGAAGUUUCAUGGAACCGAGGUGCCGAUAAAUGGACAGAUUGGGUCGACCGUGGGGACACUACUAUUAUUAUUAUUAUCAUCAUUAUUCUGAGUAUCAUUACCACGUUUUUAUUGUCGAUUAUAGCUGAUUACGGAUCACUGUGUACACCGACCGGUGCAAACUAUUUUGUGGAUCUCGCGAGGAUGGAUUUAUUCGUUGCGCAGGAUGCACCACUACUGAGACGCGGAUACGUUUUUUAACUGACAAUGGUGUAUAAUUGCGUGAGUAAUGCGUGUGUGAUAAAUGUACGAUGGGGUGAAAGUCGUAGCGGUAUUGGUUCGUAAUUAUACGAUCAUUUAGCAAAGACAAAAUUUAAUUAAUAAUCUUUGGAUUUCAAAGCUCUCUAAUGAACUAUAUUAUUUUUAUGCCAUGCAUAUUUUUAAAGAGGGAUUAAAACAUCGUAUUUUUAAUUCUAAUAUCAAAUAUUAGAAUCCUAUCUAUUAUAAAAAAAAUUAAUUUAGAUAUGUUCCAUUAGUUUUGCUGCCUGUUGGCUUAUACGUUGACUUAUACUACUUACUAGUUAUCUAAAAACACAAGUCAAUACUUUAACAAAAUUUGACUCGUACCCUUACGACUUUUAUCUCUCCGUAUAUAAUAUAAAUAUAAAUAAGAAAUAUAAAUAUAUAUAUAUACAAAUAUAAAUAUAAAUAUACAUACGUAUAGACGUUUAUUGAGAGACGUGAAUGAACGAGAUACGAGCGUGUUACGAGCGUGUAUGGCACAUAGGUUAACGAUAUCGUGUAAACGCAUUAUUAAGUACCUAUAAAUGCCAGUUGACGGUGAUCCGAGCCGAGGGAACGUCGUUUCUUCUUUUCGUCGAAUGACACAAUUUUUACACUAGCUAUGAACAGACCUCCUUGCGUCGUCGGAUCGCCGUGAUCUGGCUCGAGGAACAACGUUUACGGCCAAGGUUUUUCGUGCCAAAAGACGAUAUCUCUCCCGACAAUCUAACAUCCGGUGCUACGAGCUACUCCAAAGAAAUAAGGAACUUUUUAACGAUACGCUGAAAGGUGGGGAGUUAGGUUGGGUCUUAAUGCAAGAUCAGGGAGGGAACUUGAAAGGUCUGAAGGUUUCUUCAGAAUAUGAAAAUUCAACUAUGUUACAUCGAGCUAUGUCAAAAUUAGAAAUCAAAAUAUAAACUUCUCGACUCGCAUCAAAAUCAAAAAUCAAAAGUAUAGACAAGGCAAAUGUUUUCUUCGAGCCUGGAAAAUACUCUUUUAAGAGCUUGGCUAUUAAUUGUUCCUACUUUUUUAUUUUUGUUACAUGAAAAAAGGAAUUUUUGAAAAGAAGAAUAAUUUAUAUUUUGAAAUAAUAAUUUGAAAGGAGUAACUGCAAUCAAAAUUAAAAAUAAUAAACAUCCCAGAGUAAUCGUAGCACCGUACAAAAAGGGGGAGAGAAAUCGCAGAGCCAAAUUGCAUGUUGCGACGUAUAAAACUAUUUUUCUGGAGCCCAAGUUAGCUAGCCGUUCGUAUUUGUUUAAACAAAUCAAACUGCCACAGAGCCAAUUAAUCUACGAAGAAAUCUUCUUGUGUGUUCAGUUCCAUGCAACCCUUUCGAAACUUCCACUGAAAGACGAUCGAGCCGAGCGAGUUUUAUACGUGGCAGCGACGAGACCGAUCUACCUAUCAUAUCGCCAGAUUUUCUUAUUACGACUAAUUGUUAUUUAUCACCGGUUAAUAACGAUAGACGAUGCGUAUAUCGGGUUUGAAAGCCGUUCGAUGGUAACGCGAUACAUUUCGAGAACGGUUCGGAAGAGAAACUCGGGAGAAACUCGUCUUGAUCGAAGGCCGCACGUGUUCUCACGAUCACUUUAAUUCGUUCGAAAUUGUACCAGGUAUUCAGAAAAAUAAUGAUCAUGACUUACUCAGGUAAUUCUGCAUAAUAUAUUGAUUGAAUAUUUGCAAAAUAAACCCAGUCAGAAAAUUUCAAUUUAAUAUUCCUUUAAUUGAUUGCGAUCGACAUUAAAAAUUUAAUAUAAUCGAGUAAGAAAAUUAAAAAUAGCAUUAAUAUCAUAUUAAUGAUGCAAACGAGAAAAUGUGAAAUUUAAAUUAAAAAAUAGAAGGAUCAUGGUACUUCCAUCGUGUAAAAGUGUUUAUUAAAUUUAUCAAGCUUUGCUUCGAAAAAUAAACCUACCUCACAAAAGGGAAUCAUCUUUACAAAAUCAUGAUCAUUAUUUCGAUGACACCCUGUACGAUUGCAGCAAUCGCUACGCGGAAGCGUAAACAAUUCAAAGGAGGAAAUGAUUCGAGAGAAGAUGUACAGAUAACAAAGUUGAUUCGAGUGGCAUGAAAUUGAAAAAUCAUGAUGAUGUUUUUGUUCCCCCCCAAUCCCAUCGUUGUCGUUGACAUACCCGUGUUGCUGUUCGUCGUAACUUUUUCUAUACCCUCGAAGUUUAAGAAAGAAACUAGUGUCUGACAAGUAAACGAUGUAACAGUCCCCGCAUACCGUCCCAAAGUGGUUACGAGUGCAGCUCGAUUUUUACUUCGUUCACUUUGUAUUCUUUUUAUUCUACGUGAAGCACGAAAUUCAUGUUCUGUACUGGAUAACUGUACAUACUUCGCAAGAACAUAAGAUAAUUUUGAUUUAUGAAUGGUAGAAAAAUUAAUAGUACUAUGUCUGAGUAAAUAAAUUCUGAUCGAAUGAGUUGCAUGUUAAUAUUCAGGGAAACUCAGUGGAAGAGAUCAAUGCAUAAUCAGACAAAGAAUAAUAGAAUAUAUUAUAUUAUUUCUUCUUUAUGAGAAAUAAUUAAAAAGCGAAGAAAAAACUAAUGAACUUUUCGUUAAUUUGAAAAGGAAUCAAUUUAAUCAGUGGAAUAAGUCAACGUAUAAUCAGCCAAGGUAUAAUGCAAUACCUUACACAAUUUCUUUGUUAUAUUUAUAAAUUCAAAGGAAAUUAAUUUAAAUUAAUUUAUAUUCGAUAGAAAAAUUAACGUCGAGUGUUUAGAGGGAUCCAGUAGAACAGCUCCGUAUUUACUCCGACAUUUAAGAUAAUUCAUCUUUUUUGUAAUUAAAACACUUAAAAACCAAAGCACAAAAUAUCCGACAGAAUUUUGUAUUGUUAUAUUCUAUGCUGGAUGACUGUAAAUAUUUCUCCUUUUACAAAAUGAAAACCAUAGCUGAUUUUAUUACAUAAAAUUAAUAAAUUUUUCAAUUUUAUACACGAUCAAAGAAAAUCGAUCUUCUAGAAACAUUCGACCACUCAUCAAUGAAUCAUUUCAUAUUCAGACAAGCUUUAGCUUUCGAUCAGAGUAUUUACAGAGAUCCAGUAGAAUAACCAGAUAUCUGGUCAGACGAACCGUGAAUAAAAAAGCGCGAAGAGACUAAAAGCGUAAAAUGAAACUCCAAACGAAGCAUGAUUACCCAUAAACGAGCAUACUCGUCAAAUAUGAUAAAUAGAUUGCGGAUGUUCAUGCAAAUAGAUAUUUUUAUACAAUAUCGUCUUUUUUACACCGAUUAAAAGCAUCGUUUCAUUCUUUCAAUUUAAAACAUUCUAUGUAUUCUAAAUGUGUUCUGCAAUUUUUAUAAUGUAAGUUUGUUAUUUUAAAUUGUAAUAACAAUAGGAAAAAAAAUUACAACACUUACGAUCAAAUCAGGCUUUCCUAGGAGAAAUGAUAAUACAAGGGAAGCAGAGAUGUUCAAAAUCCUAAUUUUGACGAUAUUAAUAUUAAAAGUAAUUCUGACAGAAAAUGGUAUAAUACAACUGAGAAAUAUGAAUAAUAAAUAAAUAUUAAUUCAAUAUUUUGGUGGUCCACCACAGACCUAUAUGUAUGGGGCCCUCUCCCACACAUUGCCAUUCUCCCCCUGGUCACCUAUAGGGUGGGGUGGGAGCCUGGAAAACUUACAGAGGGGGGGCAUCGACAUUUUUCCUAGAGAAAUCUGAUUUGAUCGCAAAUGAACAAUCUUAUAACAAAUUAUAAUAAAAUUAUCAAGUAAUUUGUUAUAUAGUAUAAACGUGAUUUUAGAUAUAAUAUAGACUUUGUGUGUGUUUUGCAUGCUUUCAUGCAUAAAAAAUGCAUAAAUAUUCGCAGUCUAAAAAUGAAGGACGAAAUAAAAGAAGUAAAAUAGCGUCUUCCAGUUUGCGCUUUCACUCAUCGCUGCAUAAGAAUUACGCUCGUACCUUCGAUUCGAGUAUCCUUUGUCAUCUCCCGUACCAUUCCGUGGCAUGAUACGAUCGAUUCCCUUGUAAACCGUUGUAUACCAAUCAAAUUUGUCACAAUACAGGAUCGUUUAUUUAAAUGUAA
Osmia lignaria (orchard mason bee) is the source of this 8436-nucleotide messenger RNA. RefSeq names its product Glutamate receptor IB (gene GluRIB). Gene Ontology annotation, cellular component: membrane. NCBI's taxonomy places the organism in Eukaryota, Metazoa, Arthropoda, Insecta, Hymenoptera, Megachilidae. The record is from RefSeq and is a predicted model, not a curated record. Gene Ontology annotation, molecular function: ligand-gated monoatomic ion channel activity.